AUUAGCAUUUAGUCAUAAUCUCUACGUUACACCAAAGACGAUACUCCUAGUAAUGUAAUUUAAGUGUAUAUGUUAGUUUAUCGUUAUAAAUAGGUUAGACGGUAUCUUUUCUUUCGAGCCUAUUUUUUCCGUAAAUUUUACCAGUUUUAAAGAGAAUAGCUGUAUAACAUCACAACUACAAUGUCCACGUCUGCCCUGGCAUCUCUGACAGCGACUUACACCGACUCUGAAGGCGAAGAAGAAGAUAAUAAUGAGGAUGUAGAAAAAGCCCUUCGGAAGAAAACAACAAAUCCCCUGCAGGGAAGCAAUUCCGACCAGAAAAGUAGUACCUCCUCUCGACCUUCCAGCCCUAGUAUCGUAUCUACAGUGUUUGUCAAAACCAAACUAGCAAAAUUAGUGUCGUAUCAUGACGAUACUAUAGCUUCAGACGAAGAGCCUGAAGCCGAUGACGAUAUUCCGCAACAGAUAAUAUUUGUAAACGACGAAGAAAAAACACAAGAAGCGGAGAUGGUAGAGUUGGAUGGUGUAGUAAUACCUCCUGAACCACCUGGGAGCUGUUCGGCAGAACUACAAGACAAAAUUACCAAAUUAUACGAAAAAAUGCAGACGCAACAAAUGGACAUGAACUCUUUGAUUCAGAAGAGAAAAGACUUUCGAAAUCCGAGCAUUUAUGAGAAACUUAUACAGUAUUGCGGAUUAAACGAACUAGGUACGAAUUAUCCACCCAAUUUAUACGAUCCGCUUAAAUUUGGUAAAGAAUCUUACUAUGAGGAACUGGCGAAAAUCCAGAAAGCUGAAAUGGAUAAGAGAGAAAAGGAACGCAAAGGUAAAGUGAAAUUUGUGUCGGGCACAAAGAAGUUGGAGGAGGAAGCGAACAAAAGGAAAAGUAAAUGGGAUAUGCCCGGCGGGGCUAGCAUGAAGGUAAAUCAGCCUGGAUUGGUGGCACCGCCUACGCUUACCACAACAGCUACAGGAACUAAGAGUAACGUUAUACCGGCUUUUGGAUCGCUACCUAAAAAACCUAAAAUAUAACUUUGUACGUAAUAGAUUUUUUUUUGGCAUAUAUGUUGUUGUAAAUAAAUGUGAUUUAGAUCUUUG
Sitophilus oryzae (rice weevil) is the source of this 1098-nucleotide messenger RNA. RefSeq names its product SAP30-binding protein-like. The transcript has a single exon. NCBI's taxonomy places the organism in Eukaryota, Metazoa, Arthropoda, Insecta, Coleoptera, Curculionidae. Gene Ontology annotation, biological process: regulation of DNA-templated transcription. The coding region runs from base 181 to 1032 and encodes 283 amino acids. Gene Ontology annotation, cellular component: nucleus. The record is from RefSeq and is a predicted model, not a curated record.